Messenger RNA from Saccostrea cuccullata (small rock oyster), 3132 nucleotides. RefSeq lists its product as uncharacterized. The transcript is spliced from 10 exons. The record is from RefSeq and is a predicted model, not a curated record. Gene Ontology annotation, molecular function: protein binding. NCBI's taxonomy places the organism in Eukaryota, Metazoa, Mollusca, Bivalvia, Ostreida, Ostreidae. The coding region runs from base 116 to 2566 and encodes 816 amino acids.
AAGAUUCUAGGAACAGAAAGGGAAAGAAAACAUCACCACGUACAUUCUCGACAUUCUUUCCCAGCAGCGUUCAAUUUGCAACAAUAAAUAGUAUCUUUUUAUAUUUGAAUGAACAAUGAUAAAAUUAACGUGCCUGAACCUGGAAUUAUUAUUAUGGAUGUUAUGUUGCGCACAUGGACAGUUUUUUGAGAUACAGACAAAGUUUUUCAAUGGGAAGCUGAUAUUUACAUGGAGCAAUACCUCAACUAUCCGUAAUGAUAUACGCAUCACUAAGGAUUCUCAAACCAGUCCUUGGAUAGUCGUGUUUGAUGACCAGUACACUGUAGAGGAUGUACUUCUCUACAAAUCUGUCAGUAUCAACGUUCGAGAGUAUUACAAUGAAAACUUCAACAAAGGUCAAGAGGACUACGAAAAGACAUAUUACGUCUUUGCUGUAGAGUCUAUGGUGGGUGAAUCAAAAAAUGUUUCAUGGACUGUCGAAUAUUUUCCAAGAAGUGGAAUAUAUUUCAUUUUUCAUGAAUAUAACGGUACAGUUUCAACAGUAAUAGGGAUAGAAAAUGCUGAUCCGCUACCGACUGAAAAGUAUGUAUAUCACACCCGACCAUUCAAUUCUGUUAACAUACUGCUAGAGGUCAGAAACAUAACAGUGGAAGAUGCCGGAUAUUACGUAGGAGGUUCCACGGAGGCGGAUGCCUGGAGAGGAGGAGGAGUUGUUCUUAUUGUCUCUGGAAUGCCAGAGAAACCAAUAAUAACAGGAACACUUAAUGUCAAGGUGGGGGACUACGCUUUCUUGAAAUGUGAAAGUAGAUCUACAUCGGCUCCAUACUAUUACAAGAAGUUUCCGCCAUUAUCGUAUUCAUGGUUUGUCAACAACACCAGACUAGACAGAGAGAUUAGAGAGACAUACAACUUUACUGUCACCAAAGACGUUAAAUACAACAGAUACAGCUGUCAGGCAAAGGAAACCCUAGAAUCAGAGAAAAGUGAAGAAACUCAGAUUAACCCUUUAUAUGGUCCAGAUACUAUACUUGUAACCCCCGGGCCACCCAUUGACGGACUAAGUAUUCAUGACGGGGGAACUUUUGGUCCAUACACCUGUUCAGCUGACUGUAACACACCUUGUACCGUGCAAUGGAAGUAUAAACACCCAGACGGGGGUCUCAGAGACGCUACAUCAAAUGGGACGACUACAGUUACCGUACCAGUACAAACAGCUAAUAGAAGUAGUAUGGCCUUGAUUCAAUGUGUUCUAAGCGGCAUUGAGGGCAAAAUAUUAUCACCUAUCAAGUUUAACAUUCAGUAUUUAUCGAAUCCAAAGAUAUAUAUUAAUGGCAAUCUUCAAAAAAGCCGAACAGUUGAUGAAGGAUCUCCUCUACUUUUGGUUUGUAAUGUGGAGGGAAAUCCAAUGCCCGAGAUCAUUUUGAGAAAACUCACUGGUAACAAGAUCCUGGGACAACAUAGAAGUACCUGGUUCAACCACACAAUGAUCAGGGAAGCCCAGUGCUCUGACACAAGCACCUACAGCUGUGAAGGAAGCUCUUCAGAGUUUGAUAGCAAAUAUCAGUCAGUCAAUAUCAACGUUCUUUGCGACCCUCGCCUCGAUAUGUCGACUCUAGUUAAAACCAACUAUGGUUCCAUGAGUGGCCCGGAUGUUAUUGUGCCUGUAACUGUGCCAGUGAUUGCAAAUCCUGCCAUAUCUCCAUCAGGGAUCACGUGGUCAGGUCCGUCAGCAACUUCUAUAUUGACAAGUAUAGAUACACAAGGCGAUACUUUUAUAUACAAACAAAUGAUCAAAAGCAGCAUCCCAAUUCCUGACCAGAGAGCCUUCGGAAACUACUCACUAAUGUACAGAGGGAAAACGAUUGUUGAUAUUAUAAUUAAGUCAGAAGAUAAACCUCAACCUCCUUUAAAAUUUACCGGACAUUCCUACGCCUCUGGGUACGUCAAUCUCACCUGGAUAUCAAACUUUAAUGGCGGACUGGACCAAGUCUUCACCUUGUAUCGUAAAGAGGGGUCCAACUGGAGAGUUAUCAAAAAUUUAACAGACCCGGGGGAAGGUGAAGUUGGGUUCUUUGACCCAGGACUGUUGAACACAGGUCAAGAAUACUGGUUCCGGUUAGAGAGUUGUAAUAGAAUCAGCUGUUCCUCAAGGCCUGCUGAAUUCAAGGUCACAGUGCGAGAUGUAUGUGCAGUUUCUAGAGAAGCCUCUACUCGGACGGCCUGGGUGGUUGUUGGAGUCUUCAUUGGUUUAUCUAUUUUGUUGCUGACACACUUUGGUGUUUAUAAGUUUGCUUUUUAUCGAGCAAUACAAAGAGGUUUGAAUAAACCACCUCAGCCAUCCAACGAUAUGAAAAUCAUGAAUAAAGAAUAUGAGAACAUUAAUGACGUCACCGAAGAAACACAACAUCAAAAUCCUAACACUCAAACAUACGAAGACGUAACAGAGAACACAGAGGAAAUACAACCACUGACAGAUUAUCAGAAUAUCAUUGGACAUCAGGAUAACCAAUAUGAAGAGUUAAAGCCUGAUCAAGAUAGACUUUACUCGUCUCUGAAAGUUCAAUGAACUUACGUAUAGAGGUAAACCUUUUUAUGUAUAGAGAACUUUCAUUUUUUUCACAAAUGUAUAUUAAAAUAUUUUAAUUAAUUUUGAAAGACAAGGUACUACACUAUUUGCCUUUAACUUAUAAAAUAGAUUCGUUUGAAAAAAAAUAUCAGCGUAAAGAGAGAGAGGAUGAAAUAAAUACAAAGAUUAUACAAUAUCCUUCGUGCUAUUAUAACAUUUUUGAGCUGAUAACCACUUUGAUUUCUGAGGAGUUGAGAUUUUUUUUUUUACAGGCUCAUUAUAUUAUGGGAGGAAACAUAAUUAUACUUAAAAUGCGUAACACUUCCAUAAAUUAAAUAUUCCUAUCUAUUUUGUUUUAUUUUAUUGUGUUUCAUUAUUUUAUUAACUAUUGUCUUUUCUUUACAUCUUUAUAUCAGAAAGUACCCAAGUUUUAUUUGGUAUUCACAUAUAUUUUUUAAUGUUUAUUUCUCAUUAAAUGUGCUAUUGAUAAUUUUGUCUAUGUAUGUUUGUUUCAAUACGUGUGUGCGUACAUAUACUUAAUUGUUUUUAGAAUUCAUAUUUGUUCC